Molecule: messenger RNA, 1912 nt
Organism: Capra hircus (goat)
Lineage: Eukaryota; Metazoa; Chordata; Mammalia; Artiodactyla; Bovidae
Gene: GNG8
Product: G protein subunit gamma 8
Exons: 3
Coding region: 1582-1794 (70 amino acids)
Biological process (GO): G protein-coupled receptor signaling pathway
Cellular component (GO): heterotrimeric G-protein complex
Molecular function (GO): G-protein beta-subunit binding
Source: RefSeq, a predicted model, not a curated record
ACCGAGACAUUGUGUGUGACCGUUUACGUGAGUGACCGAGAUGACGUAUCGGUGACUGCAUGUGACACCAUGAGUUUGGGGGUCCCUGAGACACUAUUUGGAGGACUGUGACAUUGAGAGACCAUGUGUGAGCAAGAGGUCGUGUGUGACAGUGUGCAAUAUGGUGAGGAUGGGAGAGUUGUGUGUGUCCAUGGGGAGAGGGUGUGUGAGAGACGGCAAGAAUGAAUGAGAAUGGCCCACCAAGUAAUGGCGUGAGAAGCAGUGAGAGACUUGUGGGGAGGGAAGCUGAGUGUGAAUGACCUUGUGAGUGUGCGACAAGGGUGUGUCAGUCACAGUGAUGACGUGUGAGAUGCUGGGUGUGAGUGUGUGUCACACAGGUCGUGUGGGGCCCUGAGAGACUGGCAGAGUGUCAUGGCAGUGCGUUAGAGAAUGUGCAACUGUCCAGGGCGCUCAGAUGAGCAUGCAAGGAAAACUGCCUGGGUGUAAGCUGUGACACCAGGAGGCUGCGGUAUGAGGGCAGCACGUGUGUGUGAUACAGAUUGUGUGAGGCUCAGCAAGACAUCUUGAGAGGUUGCGUGUGGUCCUGUGUGGAACUGCGCGUGUGUGUCUCUACACCUGACGCUCAGAGGUUGUCCCUCUGACUGUGGUUGUGUAAGAUGUCACUGGUGGUGAUGGGCCUCUCAGAGAGAUCGUGAGGGACCGUGUGACAUGACUGUGGCGCCGCGAAAGGUUAGGGUGGUUCAGGAGACUAUACGCAGCAUCAUGUGAGGCAUCUCUGCGAGGGACUGUGAGUGUGACUCUGUGUGCUGAGAGGGCAUUAUUUGGGGUGGGGUGUCACGGAGGUUGUGGGUGUGACAGGGUGGCCGAGCGUAUGUAAUGGAGUGUGAGGCUGUGUGAACGCACAGGAGAGAUUUGGAUGACUGUGGAAUAAAUGCGGCAGAGUGGGGUGGGGGGGGGGCUCAUCCUAAGACUCUUUUCCUGUGAGUGUGUGUGUGUGUGUGUGAGUGUGACGGAGAUAGAGACAGAGAUUGAAAAGGGAGACUGACACAGAGAGAGAGAGAAAGGGAGAGAGAGACGGACACACAAAGACGAAGAGAGACGGACAGAUGUAAUGAGAGGACCCAGAGAGACAGGACGCGAGGGUGAGGGGCAUGCUGGUGGCGGUAGCAGGAGGAGGCGGGUCCUCAGGGGCUGUGCCCCAGGAGAGGGGGCGGGGCAGAACCGAGGUGGGUACAGACGCUGUGUCUCUGCCACCCGCCUGCCUUCCCAGCCCUGAGCAGCAACAGGUACCCCAUCUGUGCACCCCUCCAAGCGUUCUCUUGGCCCUCUCGUCCCUGUUCCUAGGUCCCCCUUUCGGCCGGCUUCUUGGCCCCCCAUCUGCGCAGAUCUCCAUCGCUCCCCUUUCCUUCUGUUUUCCUGUCUCUUCCUCCACUCUGGGCACCGCAUCGGUGAGCCCUUCCACGCACGCCCCUAUUAGUGGGUUCCACCGCCACCGCCAACCCUAUCUGGGGACCCACCUUUGCCCUAGCCUACUCCUUCGCCCCCACUCCCACCGGCUUUUAACCUUUCCCCGCCGCAGCCAUGUCCAACAACAUGGCCAAGAUCGCGGAGGCCCGGAAGACCGUGGAGCAGCUGAAGCUGGAGGUGAACACCGACCGCAUGAAGGUGUCGCAGGCAGCGGCUGAGCUCCUGGCCUUCUGCGAGACUCACGCCAAAGAUGACCCGCUGGUGACGCCGGUACCCGCCGCAGAGAACCCCUUCCGAGACAAGCGCCUCUUCUGCGUCCUGCUCUGAGCCCUCCCGACCCCCCCUACCCCGUCAAAAUAUGAAUCCAAUAAACGUGGUGACUGCGGGGGUGCCUGUGCUCUCGGGGAAACUGAGGCACAUGCAGAACCUGGGGCCACCAUGGAGG